AGCAGAAGCCCUGCUUUCUCUGUCCAUCUCCCACUAGAGGUUUCUUCUUCUGGUCCCAGUUCCUUGGGCCCCAGGUUUACCCCAAUCAGGGAUGGAGCAGUGGCACUGUUCUGGAAUGCUCUAGAGACUCCAACUGUUCUGGAACACUCUAGAACCUCCAGGCAAAGGACUGGAACCGGGAUCACAGAGCAUUCCAAGGCCUUCCCAGCCUAGGUGGGGCCAGCCCCCGCUCCAGCACCCACAGCAGGCCUCAUGUGGAUGCUGGCACUAGGUGGGAUCUUCCUGGCAGCCGCCCAGGCCUGUGUCUUCUGCCGCUUCCCAGACCAUGACUUGUCGGGCCGCCUGGCUCAGCUUUGCAGCCAGAUGGAGGCCCAGUGGAAGGACUGUGAGGUCUCCUGGAACUUCUCGGCCUUUGCCUUAGAUGAUGCAUCCUUGAAAAAAGUCACAGAGAAGACUCACAGAGUCCUGAGGGUCAUAGAGAUCAAAGGGUCUCUCUCCUCACUCCUUUCAUAUUGGAGAUGGCUUCAAAAGACCAAGCUCCCAGAAUACAACAGGGAAGCUCUCUGCGCUCCCGCCUGCCGGGGCAGCACCAUCCUGUACAACUGCUCCACCUGCCAGGGCUUCGAGGUGUACUGCUGGCCCCGAAAGCGCUGCUUCCCAGGAAGUCACGAUCUUUGGGAAGCCAGGAUUCUGCUGCUCUUUGUCUCCGGAGCUGUCCUGCUCCUGGGUAUUCUGAGCCUCGCGGUGGAGUGAGUUGGGGGAUAAGGGCCAGAAACAGCCUCACCACCUCCGACCCAUCAGUACCUUCCCCCACCCCCUAUCCUUCCUCUUUCCCUCCUAGCCCCCUUCCCUUCCCUUCCCUGGGCUCCCAUCCUCUGUCUUCCCUCAGGUACAGCCAC
Molecule: messenger RNA, 899 nt
Organism: Balaenoptera acutorostrata (minke whale)
Lineage: Eukaryota; Metazoa; Chordata; Mammalia; Artiodactyla; Balaenopteridae
Gene: TMEM95
Product: transmembrane protein 95
Exons: 6
Coding region: 253-753 (166 amino acids)
Biological process (GO): fusion of sperm to egg plasma membrane involved in single fertilization
Cellular component (GO): sperm plasma membrane; acrosomal membrane
Source: RefSeq, a predicted model, not a curated record